AUGAUCAACACAACAAGAUCGAAGGACGUGUCGACGGGCGGCAAGAGGGGCCUGACAGGGAGGUCCGUGCAGGACCUGACGGAGAGAGGCGACUCGAAUCACAUGGAAGACGAGAAGGAUCCGUGGGGAAAAGUUAUCCUCUGCUGCUCCUCUCGUUGUCGUGGCCCCGACCAGACCGUGCCUGCGAUGGUGAGGAGCAACCUCGACGGGGAGGGCAGAGGCUCAAACGAUAAGCUCCAUCUCCGGUCGACCGGCAAGGCAACCCCAACGGCACGGCACCUCCGUACCUACAAUUGGGCUGACUUCCAUCAAGAGAAUAACAGGCUCCAGCCGGGCAGAUGGAUCUCGUCAGCAACCCAGGCAACUAAAUCCAAGGGAUCCAUUGCCGUCAGGAAGGAAGCAGGGACCUUGUGCGGUGCGUCGUGGUCGGAAUCGAGCUCGGGUCCUCGUCCUCCUCCGCGUCGUGGUCAUCCUCACUUCCUUGGGAGUCUGACGCCGACAGCGAGCACCGCAACUGUUCGCGGAAGAAGGCGCCACUUAUGA
Triticum turgidum subsp. durum (durum wheat) is the source of this 543-nucleotide messenger RNA. The record is from the annotation of a GenBank genome assembly. NCBI's taxonomy places the organism in Eukaryota, Viridiplantae, Streptophyta, Magnoliopsida, Poales, Poaceae.